CAGGCUGCGUUCAGGGCAGACUCCGCUCCCUGCCUCAGGAAAUCCCCCUUCCUUCUUCCGCAGAGGCGGUCGACGUCACGUCUGCUGGCCUCAGCUCGUUUCGCUGAUGUGCGUGAAGUGCGUGAAAGCUCCAUGAUGCUCUCUGCCCCCGCAGCCGCUGGACUUCUCCUAAUGUUCGCCUGGAUGUGUCCAGGUGACGCGCUGUACUUCCACAUCGGAGAGACGGAGAAGAAGUGCUUCAUCGAGGAGAUCCCGGACGAGACCAUGGUGAUCGGAAAAUACAGGACUCAGCUGUGGGACAAGCAGUCCAGUUCCUUCCUCCCAGCCACACCCGGCCUCGGGAUGCAUGUUGAGAUCAAGGAUCCAGAUACAAAGAUCAUCCUCUCUCGUCAGUAUGGGUCAGACGGGCGGUUCACCUUCACCUCCCACACUCCUGGAGAACAUCAGAUCUGCUUGCACUCCAACUCCACCAAGAUGGCUCUGUUUGCAGGAGGGAAGCUGAGAGUGCAUCUGGAUAUUCAGGUCGGAGAACAUACCAACAACUAUCCUGAAAUCGCAGCUAAAGAUAAACUCACCGAGCUGCAGCUGAGAGUCCGACAGUUAUUGGACCAGGUGGAACAGAUCCAGAAGGAGCAAAACUACCAGCGGUAUCGCGAGGAGCGAUUCCGCAUGACGAGCGAGAGCACCAACCAGCGCGUCCUCUGGUGGUCCAUCGCUCAGACACUCAUCCUCAUCGUCACCGGCAUUUGGCAGAUGAAGCACCUCAAGAGCUUUUUUGAGGCCAAAAAAUUGGUGUAAUGUCUUUUCUUUUUUUUUUUUUGAGCAUGAGGAGACAGACUUGACUGACCAGAGUGGAGAGACGCCCAAACAUCCAGGAAAGGGGGGCAUGUGGUCUUAAUAUCAACCAUAAAUGGUACAAACAAAUUCCCAGAGGCAGUCUUGAUCCUGGGCCCAUUUCCUUGUAAAUGUUUUAAAGCUAUUGUUAUUUUUCCGUUAGCAACAGUAGCACAACAUUCCAACUUCCUCUCUGUUGUGUGAAGACGCAGAGACGUCAGUGAACUGAGUUCAUACGGGAGUGAAUGUCUGCUGCACUAGAUAUGUAAGAAUGUUAAAGCUGUUCCAAGUAAUAACUGAGUAGUUACUGAUACAUGAGUUGAUGUGUGUAAUAUUUUCAUUGUUCGUGUUGCACAUAGUUUGAUUUCCAGGAAACUUUUAACCAUCUGCUUUCUAGCUCUGUUCGUCCAGUGUUUACACUUAUUGCAAAUAUGCAAAUAUUAUACUGGCCUCGAUUCCUUAAACGUCCUUUUUAUAACUAUUUACUCAUAAGGUCCAGUGUGUCGGAUUUACAGAAUAUGGCAGAAAUGUAUUAUAAUAAUCAUAACUCUGUUUUCAUUAGUGUAUAAUCACCUGAAAACAAGAACUGUUUUGUUUUUAGUGUUUUAUAUCCACAGACGCCUCAGCCAUGUUCCGACAGCAGCACAGAAACCAGUUUCUCCUCCAUGCUAGGAUGUAGAGAGUCAGGCGAGGGGGUUGCAAUCAACAACUACUCCACUGGAUGCCACUAAAUCCAACACACUGCUCCUUUAACACCUGCGUUUAGCAUUUAUAAGCAGCAUAUAAGCCCUUAUUAAAUGGUUUUAUAACCACUAAUGGAGGACAUUUGAAUGUGUUUGAGAACGACCUGCCACAGAGCGUUCGUGAACAGUUCAUUAAAUGUUAAUAACACAGCAUAAGAAGGCUGCAAGGAUCUAUGAAUACACACGUGAACGUCGCCUCACAGUGUGUUAUUAAGCAUCUAUUAACUACACGAGCAGAUCAUUCACAAGAUAUGCAGAGCCAGGUUCUGUCCACUUACUGGUUUCCUAGAGCUUUCAGCCUUUAGAUGUUGAAGCAUUUACAUUUGUAAAUAAAUGAAUAAAUUCAUCCACAGUUAAUAUAAUCAGUGAACUUAAUUCCAGACACAGUUUAGAUAAAGUUCCUACUGUGGACAAAUCCAACACUUGCAUGUUCUCAUAUCCUCUCACGACUACACGUGUUUAUAUGUUGCUUCUAAACGACGUGUCACCAUCCUUCUACUGACUGUAUAUAGUUUCUAGCUGGAGUUCAGUCUCCUGUACAUUUGGGCAGAGCUAGGUCUGUACAUACAGUUUGUAAUACUUGUCUAUUAAUAACAGGAUUCUGCUGUAUGUUGUAAAUAACAGGUGUAGCUUAUUGACUGUCCUGUUCAUUUUCUAAUGCCUUUUACACUGACCUAAUGAUAUACGAGAUUUUCAGCUGUAUCUCCAGGUUAACUUAUUUAUUGGGCGGUCGUAGCCUGUGUUUUAUUGCUGAGCGUAAUCCAUUUUGACUGUAACAAGCUAAUUUGGGUUCCAUUUAUUAACAGAGGUUUUUAAUAUUGUUAAUUAAUCAGAUCCAUAAUGAGGAAUGAACUAGAGAGGCAGUGUGUUCACAGGGUUCUCAUGUUUUACUUGCAGUUUAGAUUUGAGUCCAGUUCUUAAACUUCAACAUAUUCUGUGUUCACUUCUAUUUAAAGUUGUUCACUCGAAAAAUGUUGAGAUUUUUACCGUGGUCCAGAUGUCACCUCCAUGUGCUUAAUAAAAGAAACUUUGGCCUGA
Larimichthys crocea (large yellow croaker) is the source of this 2615-nucleotide messenger RNA. It is a transcript of the gene tmed4, whose product is annotated as transmembrane p24 trafficking protein 4. Lineage: Eukaryota; Metazoa; Chordata; Actinopteri; Sciaenidae. The transcript has 5 exons. Bases 133 to 798 code for a protein of 221 amino acids. The record is from RefSeq and is a predicted model, not a curated record.